Molecule: messenger RNA, 978 nt
Organism: Fusarium venenatum
Lineage: Eukaryota; Fungi; Ascomycota; Sordariomycetes; Hypocreales; Nectriaceae
Cellular component (GO): nucleus
Source: RefSeq, a predicted model, not a curated record
AUGACUCAAGAAACUCCACAGAAGAAGAGGGUUGUCAUCAUUGGUGCAACCGGUCUACAGGGAGGUUCUGUCGCAAGACUCCUUGCCCAAUCUCCAGAUCGUUACAUCGUUCGCGGCUUGACUCGCAACACCUCUUCUCCGAAGGCUCAAGACCUCUCCAAACUAGGCAUCGAAGUCCAACGGGCCGACGUCGAUGACUCAAAAAGUCUCCAGGACGCCUUCCACGAUGCUCAUGUUAUCUUCGCCAUGACAGACUUUUGGCAGCACAUGUCUGGUGCUAGAGAAGAAGCCCAGGGCAAAUCUAUCAUGGACAUUGCUGCUGAACUACCGCACCUUGAACAGCUCAUUUGGGCAGAUCUUCCCGAUGCUAACAAGAUCUCCGAAGGAUUUUAUCCACAUGUCUAUCACUGGCAGAGCAAAGCUGCUGUCUCCAAGUACAUUCGUGAGGAGAAGCCUGAGUUGUGGAAGAAGACUACUUCUGUGCUUUUCCCUAACUACUUCGAGAACUGCCUUACUCAGCCAGGCACUUAUCUUCCUAUCAAGCAAGCGGAUGGAACCUAUUUGAGGUCUUUUGUCUUGCCCGAGACUACUCACCUCCCCAAUGUUGCCAUCUCCGACACGGGAAAGUUAGUACAGUACAUUCUCGAUCAUCCCAACAAAUGUCUUGAAAAGACCAUCGCGUUUUACUCCGAAGCAAUCUCGGAAGGAGAAAAGAUUCGUUCUAUUGCUAAAGCAUAUAAUAUCGACAUUCGUUACAACGAGAUGUCCCCGGAUGAAUUUCAAGGCAUCCUCAAGAAGCACAUGGACGAUGUGACUGCCUUGGACUUUACCGAGCAGCUACUCAUAUUCCGAGAUUUUGGAAUGAUUUAUGAGAGAGCCGAGUUUGUCCAAGCCAACCAGCUACCCGGACUCAAAUUGACGACCUGGAAGGAGUUCAUGGAAGCGAACGACUUGCACUCUUAUAUGACCAGGGUUUAA